Trichoderma reesei QM6a is the source of this 195-nucleotide messenger RNA. RefSeq lists its product as uncharacterized. The coding region runs from base 1 to 195 and encodes 64 amino acids. The transcript has 2 exons. The record is from RefSeq and is a predicted model, not a curated record. NCBI's taxonomy places the organism in Eukaryota, Fungi, Ascomycota, Sordariomycetes, Hypocreales, Hypocreaceae.
AUGGACUCUGGCAACAACCAGCAGAAGAAGGAGGGCGAGAAGCAGUUCUCCAUCCAGCCCAUCAACGAGUCAAACGUCGACCCCAAGUUUGCCGCGCAUCAAGCUCAUCCGGGUCCAGCCGUGACCAAGGAGAUGCCCCCUCAGCAAGGCACCAAGGAGGAGCGUCAGGCUAGAAAGGAGGAGUUGAACAAAUAA